Saccharomyces mikatae IFO 1815 is the source of this 891-nucleotide messenger RNA. It is a transcript of the gene MAG1, whose product is annotated as DNA-3-methyladenine glycosylase II. Gene Ontology annotation, molecular function: DNA-7-methylguanine glycosylase activity; DNA-3-methyladenine glycosylase activity; alkylated DNA binding. Bases 1 to 891 code for a protein of 296 amino acids. The record is from RefSeq and is a predicted model, not a curated record. Gene Ontology annotation, cellular component: nucleus; protein-DNA complex. NCBI's taxonomy places the organism in Eukaryota, Fungi, Ascomycota, Saccharomycetes, Saccharomycetales, Saccharomycetaceae. Gene Ontology annotation, biological process: DNA alkylation repair; base-excision repair; base-excision repair, AP site formation. The transcript has a single exon.
AUGAAACUAAAAAGAGAUUACGAUGAGGUGACAAAAGUAGAAGGCGUCAAGGAGAUAAUGAAGGAUCUAGGAUCUCGGUUCGAAAAGGUUGCACUCCCUGAGGAAUAUAGCUUCAAACAUGAAGAAAAGUUUAAUGUGGCUUGCCAACAUAUUUUGGAGAAAGAUCCAUCCCUUUUACCUCUGCUGAAAAAUUACGAAUUUUCGUUAUAUCUAAAGGGGACCCAAGUCCCUGAUACACUUGAUGGUUAUUUUGUCAGACUUGCAAGUACUAUUUUGUCUCAGCAGAUCAGUGGUAUAGCAGCAAAAAGUAUCAAGGCAAGAGUUGAGAGUCUCUAUGGAGGUACAUUUCCUGAGUACAAAGUGCUUUUUGAAGACUUCAAAGACCCAGUAAAAAGUGCAAAGAUCGCAAAAUGUGGGUUGAGUAAAAGAAAAAUGGUAUAUCUGGAAUCUCUUGCUACCUAUUUUACUGAAAGAAAUGAGGAUGUCAAGAGACUUUUCAGUCAAGAAGAUAAUGACGAUGAAAUAAUCAACAGCUUGGUUACCAAUGUGAAGGGAAUAGGACCAUGGAGUGCGAAAAUGUUCUUGAUUUCUGGACUAAAACGAAUGGAUGUAUUUGCACCUGAAGAUUUGGGUAUUGCUAGGGGUUUUUCAAAGUAUCUUUCAGAUAAACCAGAACUGGAAAAAGAAUUAAUGCGGGAAAGGGGAGUAAUAAAAAAGAGCAAGAUAAAACAUAAGAAAUACAACUGGAAGAUAUAUGAUGAUGAUGUGAUGGAGAAAUGCUCUCAAUUAUUUGCUCCUUAUAGGUCUGUGUUUAUGUUCAUACUUUGGAGACUUUCAAGCACGGAUACGGAAGCCAUGAUUAAGGUGGAGAGGGAUUUUGUGAAGUCUUGA